ACUGCAUGCACUCAGCAAAGGAAAAAAUAAGCAGGGCAGGAGGAGAAGGCAUCGUCCACCCAGAGGCUACAAAUGAGUUUAUUUGGGUGAUCGUCAAGGAUACGCGCCCGGUGCGUGUGGGAGAUGAGCAGUCCCGAUGCGGGCUACGCCAGUGACGACCCGAGUCAGACCCGCGUCACCAGCUCAGUCAUGAUGCCCGGCGUGAGGCAGUGCGCGUGGGCGGACCCGCUCAGCCCGCUUGCUGACUCCAAACUGAAGAGCGAGACGUGUCCUGCUGCUGUGGGUCCCAGGCGCGGGAAAAGCGAGCCGCGCAUCCGCCGGCCGAUGAACGCGUUCAUGGUGUGGGCAAAAGAUGAGCGCAAGAGGUUGGCGCAGCAAAACCCCGAUCUGCACAACGCGGAGCUCAGCAAAAUGCUCGGUAAGCAAUGGAAAGCUUUACCAAUAGUGGGCAAACGUCCCUUCGUGGAGGAGGCUGAACGUCUGCGAGUGAAACACAUGCAGGACCACCCGAACUACAAGUACCGGCCACGGCGUCGCAAACAGGUGAAGCGAAACAAACGACUGGACCCUGGCUUCCUGCUGCCUGGGGCGGACACGCAGACCCCUUUGGGGAUGGACGGUAUGGGUUAUUCUGGACUGCCUUCGUACUGUGAGGCCCAGGGUUUGUUUGAGCCCUACAGUUUGCCUACACCCGACCCCUCUUCGAUGGAUGCCGGAGCGACCGAAUUCUUCACCCAUCUCCAAGACGAACACCAUCAGUCAGCCUACAGCUAUCAUCAUCAUCACCAAGAGUACCAGCUUCAGGAACACACACACACCAACACUCACCCUCACGUGAGCAGUCGUUCUCAACGCAUCCCUCACUCCAACGUCAACAUCCACACGCAGCACGCCAAUCCCAGCAAUACACAACUAAAUCUGACGCACAAUGCACAACAACUGAGUAAUGCGAGCGCCAACCCGCAGACUACUAGUACUCAUCCUAACUCGGCCUCUCUCUGCCUCUUCAACAGAAAUCUUCCCCCUCCUUCUCAUCAAACCACUGCGUACCUGAGCUGCCCUUCCAGGACAGGUGUCUUUUAUGGUGCCAACUCUCAAUUGAAGUGUUCUUAUGAGGAACUGUCACUUCCUGUCCCGCACAACCCUGCUGAUCCGCACACUCAGGCUCCUGUGGCAACACAGAGUCGAGGCCCUGGAGAAAUGGUGGAUGAGGUGGACAGCAGUGAGUUUGAGCAAUACCUCUCGUAUGGGGUCCCACAUGCACCCUUACAAGGGCCCGACCUAAUCUCAUCUGUACUGUCGGAUGCCAGCACUACCGUCUACUACUGUGGCUACAAUAAUUCCUGAACAUGGUAAUCGAUUACUGUCUACCCUGAACUGUAUGCACCAUCAAAACUCACGGAGCAAAAUUAUUUUACAUUUAAAAGGUUUUCAAUUAUUUGUGUCAUGAAUUCAAAACCUGCCGACCACAUUCACAUUGGUCAAGUGAUAGUUCACCCAAAAAUGUAAAUUCUCUUAUCAAUUAUUCACCCUCAUGCCAUCCCAGAUGUGUGUGACUUUCUUUCAUUUGCAGAACACAACUUGUGAUUUUUAGAAGAAUAUCUCAGCUCUGUAGGUCCUUACAAUGCAAGUGAAUGGGUGCCAAAAUGUUGACGCU
This is a messenger RNA of Xyrauchen texanus (razorback sucker), 1657 nucleotides long. It is a transcript of the gene sox17, whose product is annotated as SRY-box transcription factor 17. Gene Ontology annotation, molecular function: DNA-binding transcription activator activity, RNA polymerase II-specific; RNA polymerase II cis-regulatory region sequence-specific DNA binding. Bases 124 to 1347 code for a protein of 407 amino acids. The transcript is spliced from 2 exons. NCBI's taxonomy places the organism in Eukaryota, Metazoa, Chordata, Actinopteri, Cypriniformes, Catostomidae. The record is from RefSeq and is a predicted model, not a curated record. Gene Ontology annotation, biological process: anatomical structure morphogenesis; angiogenesis; heart development.